AUUUUGUUUGUGCAGUAGUUUGGUGGUUACAGUUUGUGUUUGCUACUUGGCUGCUGAAGCGAAUACUACACAUUUCCUGAUUAUUUCUGUUUCUUUCUUUGUGUGUCAAUCUUUACAGUAGGUGUGUGACUUGGUAAAGCAGUGUGCUUUGUUUGCCUGUCUGUAGAAUGUGUCUUUAUUAGUUGUGUGCAUGUGCCAGUUUUACACAUGGAUUAUUGCUGCUGGAUUGGAGUCAUCACUUGCUUAUGACAGAUGUGACCUGAGACCUCAAGAUGUGGAGUCACCUGGCUGCUUUCGUCCUGCUGCUCUUGGAGGAGUGUUGCACCCACACAGUAGAGGACACAAAGCAAGACUGGGAGAAAUACCGGGAUGAAUGCAAUGAGAGGAUGAGGACUGAGCCCCCACUGAGUGGUGUUUUCUGCAAUCGUACAUUUGACUAUUAUGCAUGCUGGGGAGAUACCCCUGCAAAUACGACAACAGGAGAACCGUGUCCUUUCUACUUACCAUGGCAUGCAAAAGUAAAGGAAGGCUUUGUAUUUCGUCGUUGUGAUGCAGAUGGUCAGUGGGUGCGAGAUGACUCAAACAGUACAUGGCGUGACCACUCUCAGUGUGAGACCCAUGAACCAGAGCAAUCGCCACAUGAGCCUUGGAUCUUGUCCAAGCUACGUGUGAUGUAUAGCGUGGGAUAUGGGAUCUCCUUGGCUGCACUCAUUGUAGCUGUGUUUAUUCUCACACAACUCAGGCGUUUGCGCUGUACACGGAACCUGAUCCACUGUAACCUUUUUGUGUCAUUCAUUCUUCGUGGGGUGUCCCUGCUGACACGAGAUGCACUUCUACCACUACAUCAUAACAUGAUACAAGGAGAAGGAGAUCCCACCAAUUUACUGAGAAACAGAACCCUAGUUGGUUGCCGUGUGGCUCAGUCUAUCACACAGUAUUGUGUAGCUGCUAAUUAUUACUGGCUGCUGGUGGAAGGCUUGUAUUUACACAACCUGCUUGUUGUCUUGUCAUUCUCGGAAGAAUCUGUGCUGCCCCGUUACAUGCUCCUGGGCUGGGGAGCACCUGUUCUGUUUGUGGUCCCAUGGGUGGUGGUGCGGCAGCUAUAUGAGAACUCAGUGUGCUGGGAGAGGAAUGACAAUUAUUCCCAUUGGUGGAUCAUUCGAUCACCGAUCCUAUUGGCUGUGUUGAUAAACUUCUUUAUCUUUCUGCGAAUAAUUCGGAUUUUGGUGUUGAAGCUGCGAGCCAAUCAGAUGAGGAGGAGUGACCGCAAGUACAGAUUGGCCAAGUCAACACUAACGCUCAUUCCACUUCUUGGCAUUCAUGAGGCAGUGUUUAAUCUGCUACCUGAGGAGAGUGCAAGGGGAGGUGUGAGGUAUGGCAAGCUGGGUGCUGAACUGCUGCUCAGUUCUUUCCAGGGGCUGCUAGUGGCUGUUCUAUACUGUCUCUGUAACAAAGAGGUUCAGGCUGAGCUGCGCAGAAAGCUACAGGGCUCCUUAAGUAGCAGAGGGCUUUUCUCUGCAGCACGGCCUCUCCGUCCGCCCCAAGGAAGACCGAGAACUGCUGAAGAUCUGAUGUCUGACAGCUCAGAGGCCACUCCUUCUGCAGCCAGGACCAGUCAGGCCUGAUCCGUUUCAUCUAAUCACCCCCUCAGCAUCAAUUUAUUUAUUUAUUUAUUGUUACCUUGUGCAGAAGCACAAAUUAAAAGAGUUGUGAGUGAUUGAAGCAUAGUUCGAGUUGGUAAAAUUUAAAAUCUAUAUAGUUCCACAUACAUACAUAGCCUUACAGGAAAGGUAUCCUUAGAGUGGUUCACUCUAGCCUCAAACAACUAUCUGGUGGUUUAAUAGCUUAGUUUAAAAAAUUAAUUAUAUCAUUAAAGGUAUUUGUGUUCAAAGCUGCUCCUUGCACUUCUCUGCCCCCCCACCUCCUGUUCUGAAUUGUGUGCAAGUGCACGUGUAAUUGCUGGGGAACCCUGUAGCUACCACAGGUUUACAACAAAAGUGUAACAGACAGUAUAUUUAUUAACAUUAGAGACAAAUAUCACUGGUGAUGUUGCCCAUAGUAACCAAUCAGAAGUUAGAUUUGAAUAAUCACCUAUGGUUGCUAUGGGCAACAUUACUAGUGAUAUUUGUCCUAUCCUAAUAAAUGCAGAUGGUAUUUUGAUGCCAAGUGCCAGCACAAUUGCAUUUGAUUUACACUGCAGCACAAGCACAGUUGCAUGCAAAAAUUGUGUCAGGCGCUGCCCCUACUCAUUUUGCACACUACACUUGAGCUUGUAAAUGAGUCCUUUCAUUUUUUGCAACUUACAAAAUACUAAUUACAUUGUGUAAAGGGUGUAUAGCAGACAGCAAUACCCAAACGCUAUCCCAAAGGCCCAAAACAAAACUGCAAUCAAAACCUUUGCACCACUAAUACCAACAACCAGAUCUGAGUGUGGGGAUCACCCUGAUUAUAGCAUAAGAGAACAUGCAUGUCAGUGUUUUUAAUUGAAAAAUGAUGUGUACUUGCUCCUGUAUGCUAUAAACAGCACAGCAGUUCAAAUAUUAAGCGGCUACCGCAUCAGCAGUUCAAAAUGAUUAUUUGUUGUGCAUGCUAUUGUCUUAAAUAGAUUGUUACUGUAGGGUACUCAAGGAGUUAAGGCUGCUGGGAAGCCUGGGAGCUAAAAGCUCUGGUAAAUAAACUGUAUCUGAAGGGAAGGAGUGGAAAAAGGAAUCCCUUGACAAGGUAUAGACAGUGGAUAGCAGAUGUAAUGAACACACUAGAAGUGUUGGAUAGACAGGAUAACUAGAAAGAACAACCUCCGCUCCACAGAGAAGAUCUAGUGUAUAAACUCAAGUGGGAAGGAAUUCAGGGAAUUCUGUAUAAUCCCUCGGAGCACCCUUGGGGUAUCCUGAAACGCUGGCAGAAAAACCUCAAGAGAACCUGUGUAUGUUGUGCCACUGUACCUGAUAUAUUGAAUAUACAGACAAGUAUUUGCUGCUACCUGUUUAAUAAAUUCUUAUUAUAUUGGGUUGAAAAACCCAACAUACUGUU
Molecule: messenger RNA, 3030 nt
Organism: Xenopus tropicalis (tropical clawed frog)
Lineage: Eukaryota; Metazoa; Chordata; Amphibia; Anura; Pipidae
Gene: gipr
Product: gastric inhibitory polypeptide receptor
Exons: 14
Coding region: 273-1625 (450 amino acids)
Biological process (GO): gastric inhibitory peptide signaling pathway; G protein-coupled receptor signaling pathway; cell surface receptor signaling pathway
Cellular component (GO): membrane; plasma membrane
Molecular function (GO): transmembrane signaling receptor activity; gastric inhibitory peptide receptor activity; G protein-coupled receptor activity
Source: RefSeq, a predicted model, not a curated record